Molecule: messenger RNA, 1939 nt
Organism: Cydia pomonella (codling moth)
Lineage: Eukaryota; Metazoa; Arthropoda; Insecta; Lepidoptera; Tortricidae
Product: transcription factor SOX-8-like
Exons: 3
Coding region: 177-830 (217 amino acids)
Biological process (GO): regulation of transcription by RNA polymerase II
Cellular component (GO): nucleus
Molecular function (GO): DNA-binding transcription factor activity, RNA polymerase II-specific; RNA polymerase II cis-regulatory region sequence-specific DNA binding
Source: RefSeq, a predicted model, not a curated record
CCAUAUCAGAACCAUGCGCGCGCGCCCCUUCGGUCGAGCAUUUAUAGUUAUGCGUUGAACAUAAGGAACUCUUUAUAGUCCGUGCGCGCGAGUGGAUCGCACGCAUCUCGCGGCUCUAUUCGAACCCCUUUCCGUGUUGACAAAUAGUAGAGAAAAAAAAACAAUAUAGUGUGAAAAUGAGUUGGGGCCCUGAGCACGAUCGACCUUGCGCGAAGCUGGAAAUCAACGAGGCGGUGGGCAAGCUGCUUCAGACUUUUAAUUACGAGACUAUUGUGCCACAACCUUCCAAAGGUGGCGGCUACAACCGGCGGCAGCACGUGAAGCGGCCGAUGAACGCGUUCAUGGUGUUCGCACAGGCCAUGCGCAGGCGGCUGUCUGAACAGCGGCCUUCGCUGCACAACGCCGAGCUCAGCAAGUCAUUGGGCUCCAUGUGGAAGAGUUUGAGUGAAGACCAAAAGUUGCCAUUUGUGAAGGAAGCUGACAAACUGAGGACGCAGCACAAGAUCGAAUACCCUGACUACAAGUAUCAGCCGCGACGUAGGAAGCCUCCGCCGGCGGCGCCGCCGCGACUCAAGCGCGAACCGUCAUUGGAACGGUCACAAAUAGACUUUUCUAGAAUAGAAGUGGACGGAGGUUUAUUAGAGGAUGGGCCUCCGGAUGGUGCGGAGUUGGAUCAGUACCUGAAACCUACGCAUGCCUCACAUUCGACGGAAUACCACGAGCUGCAGCCGCGCUACGUCGCUCACGCCCACCACGCUUCCGCCAUCUACCCCGCGCCCCCGAACCUCUACCCGCCUUGCCACGACUGGGUGCAGUACCCACAUCCAUAAGUCCAAACGUUUAUUUAUGUAAACGAGGCAUAGAUUUUUUUGUACUUUAUGAUAUAGGUCACUUGACACAGUUGCGCGCCGCCGCCACAUGCUUUCCGUGGAAGCGCACGUGCGUUUACUUAUCAAAGCGCAACACUAAAAUAUUUAAACAAACAAAUUCGGCAUCAAGAUCUCUUUCACGCUAGUUACAAAUCAACUCGAUAUUAUAAUUGUUCUCGUAACUCGUGAUUCUAAUACUUCUAACUGCUUACUUGUAUUUGUUGACGCUAUAUCAAGCUAUUCCUUUGAUUCCAAAGUUAAUUAAACUCCUAAUAGGUUCCUAGUCUAAGUUAAUUUGUAAUUAAGUUUUUUAUCAUUCAUAUUGAGUAAGUUAUAAUUUGUGAUUAAACAGUGUAAACUGAAAGUUGUAUAAUUAUAAGUAGUGUGAUAGGUAGGUAAGGAAGGUAUCUACAGAGCUUGCAGUCGCUCGUAAAAAAUAUUCACGUGACCGAUGCGAGUAAUGAGGAUCAGAUCUCGUGACUUUACUGUACAGUCACGUCUGAAACACGAUCGAAGUGCCAAAAGUAUGUAUACACGACCUUAUGGCCUAUAUAUUAGGGUAGUGUAUACAUAUUUUUGGCACUUUGUCCGUAUCGAUAUAUUCAGACGUGACUGUACCUAUUUUUGGGUUACUACUUGUCCAACCUUUAUUAAGUAAUGAGACCUGAAAUGGACAUAACGUAAGCAAUAAAGCGAUUUACGUUAAAUAAGCUUCGACACAAGAUUUUGAACAUUUGCAAUGUCGCCAGUUGCUGAAAGAGCAAUGUGGAAUUGCGCCACAGGGCGCCACACGGCACUAUCUGACCUACGAGGAAAAACUAAAAACUUUAAACGACGAAAAGUUCUUAAUAACUAAUUUGUACUAUGUAUUGUAUCUGUACAGGCAUAACAGUAAUUCUUGUUAGAAAUUUCUUAUAUGUAUGUAAAAUUGUGUUCACAAACGCGAAAGCUAAUUUUGUUAACGCAUUCUCAAAAUAGGUAGUUAUUAUAGUUUAUUUAAAAUAGUUAUGUAAGGCAACAUUAUCAUUGUUAAAUUUUAAUCAAAACCAAUAAAACAGAUUUUUACAAAA